Messenger RNA from Bombyx mori (domestic silkworm), 2461 nucleotides. RefSeq lists its product as uncharacterized. Gene Ontology annotation, molecular function: zinc ion binding; nucleic acid binding. The transcript has 2 exons. The record is from RefSeq and is a predicted model, not a curated record. Lineage: Eukaryota; Metazoa; Arthropoda; Insecta; Lepidoptera; Bombycidae. Bases 105 to 1097 code for a protein of 330 amino acids.
UCAGAAGCGAGCGAGUCACCGUAUCAGACAGAACGCUCCUGCGUAAUAUACGCUCUGAGUUAACAUUUCUGGUUUUAUUGACUUACGAAGACCACCCGCUUACCAUGUCGCUACCCGAAAGUGGAAAUACUCCAACAUCAGAAGAGGGAACACCACGUGACGAACAACGGCCUAAUGACGUAAUUCAAGCUAUGGCAGACGCAUUUAAAACCACGAUGAACGAUAUGAUGACUCAACUGUCUUACGAUCAUCGCGUAACCUUGACUGAAAUGAUCGGCACCAUGAAAUCAGAAAAAAAUACGCGAGUGCGCAUUGCCGACGUUUAUUUUCCUACAUAUGACCCCGAUUCUAGUACCGAUGUACACGAUUGGGUAGAUCUUAUUACACGUACUCAAGCAGAAUAUGGACUUCGAGAUCAUGAGGUACGAUUAAAAGCAGCAAGUGUAUUAAAAGGUCGUGCAAAGACAUGGGCAGAUAGUAGCCUCCUAAGGACAACAACCUGGACGGAAAUGCGGGAUGACAUGUUGCAAACUUUCGAACCCGAAUCCAGGUACUUUGCAGAUAUUCUGAGUUAUAGAAAUUACACCAUUGACGAGGCAGAAAACAUUCAAGAUUUUAUUUCAAACGUGUGGCGUAUGUUCAAAAGGAUAGUAAAACCUCAUCCAACGGAACAGGAUGCAGUAGAAUUUGUCAUUGGGAGCAUUGGAGAUGAACGGAUUCGGACAGAACUGCUCAAUAGCAAGUCAAAUACUGUUCCGGAGUUAAUUGCUAUAGCCAAAACGUUUCGCAAACGAAAGAAUAUACCAACUAAACCGACUGAGUUCAGUAAGCAACCUCGUUUGAACUUUAAUCGUGAUAGAUCCAACUUGACUUGUCAUGUUUGUGGAAAAACAGGUCAUUUUGCUGGAUAUUGCCCGGAAAAUGCAAUUCGACGUGGAACGUUUUCAGCAUCAGGAUCAGGAGCUUCUUUCUCAUCAAGAGAUUCGCCGGUACCAUCCAUUAAGGAGUGUUCCUACUGUAAAGGGACUCGACACACUACAGAAAGAUGUUUUAAAAGAAUUGCUGACGAACAACACAGUAAAAGAGUGAAUCUAUGACGGAGUACUGAGACUAAGGCACAUAUUAAUGCCUUCAUGAUAAAGACUGAACAAAACAAAUUGGAAGAGCGAGGCAGAUUUUUCUGCCAUAGAAAUCUGUAUUGUGGCUUUCGGGACAAAGAAAAAAUACAUCGAAGUGUUUGAAAGGAAUCUGUCCAGUCCCGACUUACUCUCACGCACAAUUAAUUAAUCUGAUUCAGUGAAAUCAUCAGAGAAAGGCUUUCGACAAACAAAGUGACCUCUGGGGAACUGAAUAUUUCAUUUAAAUAAUGUUGUGGAACAGCGGCCCUACAAAAUGAACUAGUAGAAAUAAAAAUACUCUACUUCUACAUAAUGCCCCGUUCGUAUACCAGAAAUUCACUAAAAGUACUGAUAGAAGAAGCGACUCUGAUUUACUUGGAUAGCCUCCUUAUGCUUGGAAGAUUGGUAGAAGAAACUUUACAAAGAUUGUACUAAGUACUUUGGGCCGAAUGGCACCACUACGGGAAUUGAAAAAAUCAGGAACGAAAUGGAUAUGGACUGCCUCUCACGAAGCAACAAGAUUAAACAUAAUCGAUUACCGUACCUGCGCGCUGCUUCAUACCAUGUUCAAAGAGGGCGUACCAAUUGAACUUCAUACAGAUGCAAGUGAUGCUGAUCCAACUAUCACUCAUAUGAAUUGGAGACUGUGGCUGUUGUAAGAUCCAUAAAACCUUUAUGUAACUUUUUAUACGACAGAAAGCUCACUGUUGUCACAGACUGCAAUGCUUUGAAAACCUUUCGAUAUAUGCAAGAACUACUGCCACGUGUGCAUCGGUGGUGGCCUUUUCUGCAAAAUGUUAACUUUGAUGUCAAGUAUCGUAAAAGAGAAAGACUAAAACACGUCAAUUGUUUUAGUAAGAACCAUAUUACCCAGAAAACCCUUAACUUGACUUUGGAUAAAGACUGGUUAGUAAUGAAACAGUACAGAGAUCCUUUUUAAGUAGCCUAAUCAAUGAUAUCAAGAACAACGGCAAUAAAAACACUGAAUACUUAAUCAGAGACGAAGUUUUGUGCCAAAAAGUUAAGCUGGAGAAUGGAAGAACCAAGACUCUAAAAGCGGUACCACAAUGCUACCAAUGGAGUAUCAUAAAUAAUUACCACAAAGUUUUAAAACACUUUGGCUGGGAGAAAGCACUCGAAAAACUCAAAGAACACUUCUGGUCUGACAAAUUGAGCUCAAAAGUUCGCAGCUUCAUAGACAAUUGCGUGGUUUGUAAAACUAUGAAAAGUACUUCAGGCACAGCACAGACAAUUCACGUAGAUAUCUCUGGGAAAUUGAGUGGACCUGAAAAAGAAUACGUCUUUGUACGGUUGUUGCCUUUUCCAAAUUGUUUUAUUAAAGC